Molecule: messenger RNA, 147 nt
Organism: Diversispora eburnea
Lineage: Eukaryota; Fungi; Glomeromycota; Glomeromycetes; Diversisporales; Diversisporaceae
Source: the annotation of a GenBank genome assembly
AUGACUCUUCAUGGAUUACAUGAUUUAUUGGAAGAAAUAAAAUCCGUAAAAUCUUCAGAUCCUAAUUUAUUAAAGCACAAUGAAUCAAAUAUUUUAAAUUCCAAUUCUUUUUCUAAACGAUUAUUAAAAUCAAUUGAUGAGGAAUAG